Humulus lupulus (European hop) is the source of this 804-nucleotide messenger RNA. RefSeq names its product MLP-like protein 423. The record is from RefSeq and is a predicted model, not a curated record. NCBI's taxonomy places the organism in Eukaryota, Viridiplantae, Streptophyta, Magnoliopsida, Rosales, Cannabaceae. Bases 82 to 540 code for a protein of 152 amino acids. Gene Ontology annotation, biological process: defense response. The transcript has 2 exons.
UGUACUCUGACAUCAAACCAAUAUAAUUUCCUCUGCUUAAUUAUUAUUUAGUCUGAUCUUUUGAUCCUUCUCUUUACAAAAAUGGCAACUGAAAAGCUUUAUGCUGAAAUUGAUUGCAAAUCUAAUGCAGAUAAGCUUUGGGUAUCAUUUAGGGAUUUCAUCCAUGUUUACCAAGAGGCCUUCCCUCCUGGUACUUACAAAAGUGUUCAAGUUUUAGAAGGUGAUGGCGUUCACCCUGGUUCUAUUAGACUCCGUAUACAUGGAGAAGGUUCUCCAAUAGCGAUGUCGAAAGAGAAGAUCGAAAGUCUUGAUGAGGAAAAUAAGAUACUUAGUUUUAGUGUGAUAGAAGGAGAUAUACUAAAGUACUUCAAAAGUUUCAAGAUCACUGGUCAAGUGGUUCCCAAAGAUGAAGGAUGUUUGGUGAAAUGGAGCUGUGAGUAUGAGAAAGCUGCUGAUAAUAUUCCAGAUCCAAUAGCAGUCAAGGAUUUUUCUGUUAAGGGCUUCAAAGAACUUGAUGACUACACUGCCAAGCAGGCAUAAAUAUUCACUACCACUAUAUAUUAUGGCUUAAUAGAUCAUAUAUAUAUAUCAGUGUGUAUGCUACUUUGAAUAAAUUUCUCUGUAUUGUUAUAUGAAUUUGAUGACCGGUCAUCGUUCGGUACUAUCUAAUGCAGAAGAAGAAAAUCUAGACAUUGAGAGAAACUUUGUUUGACAUUGUUUUUUUGUCUGUAAAAGUUGUGUUUUUUUAUGUGAUGUUUUUUAAUCUAUUUUUGUGACGAAGAAUUUAUUUUUAAUUUGUUUUUA